Cladophialophora immunda is the source of this 1644-nucleotide messenger RNA. RefSeq lists its product as uncharacterized. Lineage: Eukaryota; Fungi; Ascomycota; Eurotiomycetes; Chaetothyriales; Herpotrichiellaceae. The transcript is spliced from 4 exons. Gene Ontology annotation, biological process: metal ion transport; transmembrane transport. Bases 1 to 1644 code for a protein of 547 amino acids. Gene Ontology annotation, molecular function: metal ion transmembrane transporter activity. The record is from RefSeq and is a predicted model, not a curated record. Gene Ontology annotation, cellular component: membrane.
AUGAACAGCCAACGACAAACCGACGCUCAGCCUGACGGUGCGUGCAGCAGUGCGGGAGAAUCCGCCAUCCCCUUCUCGCAAAUAACCGCUACCCUUUCGGCGUCAUCUGGCGAACUACUUCGACGGCCAACCUACAUAGAACGCAUUCGGUCCUGCUAUCAAAACGACCCGGAGGCUUUCUCCUACUAUGAAGAGCUGGUCGAUUACAUUGAAAAAGGGUUGAAGAAAGACCUUGGCUCGAGCGAAGACAAACCCAGAGUAUUCGAAGUUCGGGCGGCCACGUCUUUAAAUCAUAUCCCGCUGCAUUUCCCCAUCUCGGAAAGACCGCGCGCAGUGAUCCUGGAGGGAUUUCCAUCCCCUCAUGCGGUUCUCCAGCUGGCUCAAUGGUGGAACCUGCGCCCGGAAUUCUUCACAGGACACAUCUUCGGCAGCAUUCAGAACCACCAACGCGGGUUCUACAGCCUUCCCACGUUGCCGUCGAGACAAGAGAACGUCAUCCGCAUCCACUUCGUCAGCCUGGUCAAGUCUCUGGUCGAAAGACCCGGCCUGACUUCGUUCCUGGAGAAGAGAUCGGAGGUGGAAGAAGCUUGCCGACAAUAUGAAAAGCACCUCUUCACCGGGAAUCGAUUCGGUGUGACUAGGUUUCGAGAGAUCAGCCAGCACGACGCAUGCUACUGCAGCGUCGAGCAGAUUAUAUCCUUCACGGUCGCUGCCAACAGAUCACCGUGGGUUGCUGUCUACCUUACCGACCAAGGCACGUCCCUCCUCGACGGCAUCCGCCUCCCCUGGACCGACUACCACAGUGGCGCCACCACCCUCAACAGUGGCACUCCCAUCGGCACGGUCCCUAUCGUUCCGUACAAUGCGCCUAUCACCUCUGAACCCUUCCAUCGCCGCCUCGCAGCCCGUCAGUCGUCCCGCGAAGGCAGCCCCUCUCCCCUCCCAUCCCCGGACAACAAAACCAGCAUCAACGGCCCGUCCUUCAGCCAGCUCCAUCCGCUGCGGAACAUCGUGGUCCACGACGAAACCGACAUGCAACUCCUGUCCGAAGACCCCUUCUUUCUGAUUGCCAGCCUGUUCACGACCUCGGCGCUCUCCUUCGUCCAGCUCCUCAACUACCUGCCGCGUGAUCUACCGCGCGUCGAGUUCGCGCUCGCCGAGAAUCUGCGCUGGAUCGCCCAGGGCGGGUGCAGCACGUGGCCCCGGGCGCAACCGGGGACGGACACGAUGGUGCGGAAGGAGGCGCUGCAGACAACCCUGCGGACAGACCAUGAGGCGCUGCAGCAGCGGUGCGUCAUCAUGCGGCGGGACUGUGAGUCGGCGACGAUGUUUUUGGUGAGCUACUCGCAGCUCCAGUGUGCGGAGCGGAGCACCGCGCAGGCGAGCGAGAUCCAGCGCCUGACGAAGCUGGCGUUGUUUUUUGUGCCGUUGGCAUUUGUCACCUCAGCGUUUGGCAUGAAUGUGAAAGAGCUGCAGCAGCAUUUCCCGUCGAUCUGGGUGUUCUCGGCGACGGCGGUCGUGAUCUCCGUGGCGACGUAUUCUGCCAUGUUCUGGUCGGAGGUAUGGCACUGGUCGAGCUCGACGUGGAGGAAGCUCCGCGCAAGGGCUAAAAGGGAUCUCAAACGAAGGUGGACUGAAGCUUGA